Molecule: messenger RNA, 2675 nt
Organism: Leptopilina heterotoma
Lineage: Eukaryota; Metazoa; Arthropoda; Insecta; Hymenoptera; Figitidae
Product: putative pyridoxal-dependent decarboxylase domain-containing protein 2
Exons: 9
Coding region: 89-2494 (801 amino acids)
Biological process (GO): carboxylic acid metabolic process
Cellular component (GO): intracellular membrane-bounded organelle
Molecular function (GO): carbon-carbon lyase activity; pyridoxal phosphate binding
Source: RefSeq, a predicted model, not a curated record
UUUUUCCGUUUUCUAGUCAAAAGGGAAAUAUUUUGAAAUUCAUUAGAAAACUCCUGUUGUGACACUACUGAUAUUGCCAUUUGCCACGAUGGCUGAAGAGGUUGAAAACGAAAAAACGACGAUGGAAAAUAUAGUACAGAAUAUUAUUGAGGUCAAUGCCGGAGUGACGAAUAACGAUGUGGGUGCUCUCGAAUUUCAAGCAUCACAAGUUAUAUCGCGCCUCGAGGAAGCUGUCGAGAAAGGCACCGAAACAGCUGGAUUAAGCUGGAAUAAUCCAUCGGGAUUUUUGACACAUCCUAAAAGUCCAGAAGAAAUUCUUGGAUUAAUUCAGGAUUUAGUGAUACACGAAGACGUUCCGCAUAUAAUUGACGAUGGAAAAACUGAGACAACGACAAGUCAAGUGGCAAAUUUGCCAACAUUGACUGACGCGGGAAAAUUGACGCUAAUCUCUCAUUCAAUAUCUGCUUAUGCAGUCGCGUUGCCAAGAAAUCAUGCUCAAAGAUUGGCGGGAAGAUUGGCCGCCGAUACGACACGAUGGUUGAGUCAUAUUUUUCGUUUCGUCGAUUGUGCCUCAUCAUUUCACGAUGAUCAUCUCGAGGGUUUGGUGCGUGUGACAAAACUCGCUCUUCACAAAAAAUAUCCCCGUUAUAUGGAGGAUGGAUUCUCGACAUUUGCAUCAUCGCCGCCUUUAAUUUACAGUUGUGUCUCUGCACCCCUGGGUGUUGCUCAACAUUUAUGUCGACAGCUGUCACUGCCGUUCCAUUGUAUACGUCCAAUUCCACAAAAUACAAUGUUUGGUUCGCGCCACUGUAUGGAUGUGUCGGCCCUGGAGAGGUGUCUGGCAGAGGAUGCACAAUCGAACUCAGUGACACCUUUAUUAGUUCUGGCCGAAGCUGGCUCUGUAUUGACUGGUCAUUGUGAUAAUAUUAGUAGACUUCGGGAAAUUUGUGAUAAAUACAAUGUCUGGUUGCAUCUGCGAGGAAAUUCUCUGGCUGCGCUGGCGUUAAGUAAUUCUACAAAAGACUUGCCUUCGAAAAUUGCUGACAGUAUCACUUUGCCUCUUGGUAUUUGGCUUGGCAUUCCAUCCCUACCAGUAGUUACUUUGUACAGAUUAACGGACACGAGAGGUGGACGACCAACGUCUAGAGACACAACUCUGUCACUAGUGUCGGGGUUAAUGUUGGACUCGCUGUCAAGACGUUUGCCCACUUUGCCAUUGUGGACGGCAUUGCAAGCUCUCGGCAGAGAGGGAAUUCAAAAUAGAAUUAGACAGUGCUUCUUGAUUGUUGAAGAUUUAUAUAAUAAAAUUAAGAAAUUUAGCUGCAUAAGAAUACUGAGUCAGCCACCGAGUGGAGAACUCGGAACAGCCACAGCCACCGCCACCCCGCAUAACGAUUUAGUUCCAAGUCCUGUAAAUAGUCAUCAAUUAUUUGAAGUUGUUUCAAGUGCCUUUGUUUUUCAAUUUGUUCCAAUCGAUUAUGACGCGGAGUCAAUGGAACGAGUUCCAAACUACUAUGACAAAUUGAAUUCCUGGCUGGGACAAAUACUCCAAAGAGACAUUGAUAAUGUGCAAAUUGAACUUUGUGAAAUGGAACAACACGGACUGUUGAUUCGCAUUUGUCCGCUCGAGAGUCCAGAGAGGCCGCCAACAAUCGAGGACGUUGACAAUAUUGUCGCGUGUCUAGAUCAACAGAUUGAAAUUCUCAUCGCCACGGUGCAUCACAAGGACACGUUUGUCAAAUUGGUGACUGACAACGAUUCACUGCAUCUGGUGGAAAUGACAGGCUGGGCUGGCUUAGGUGGUGUUCGGUACGCACCGCCCACUUGGAUUAAUGUCAUGACCGAUCAGACUAAGGAGGAACUUAACAAAUUGAAUACACAAUUGGUGGAGACGCUCAAGAGUACGGAUGCUGCCUUUUCGCUCGGUGAAGGCGCAGAUGGUCUUGCUUGUGUUCGAUUCGGAAUGGUUACACAAGAUACUGACGUAGCGGAAUUGCUCUCUUUGGUACUUCAAGUAGGCCAGGAAGUGGAGGCCAGCUCGAAACUUCUCGAUACAAUGUCGGAAGUAGUGAUAAGAGGAAUUGAAGCUGCGCAAACGGAUUUGGAACGUGAGAAUGCGGAAAAACUGUGGCAAGAAGGAAUUUUGAGACACGUUCCCGUUGUGGGAACAUUCGUCAACUGGUGGAGUCCACCGGCAAAAGAAGCUGGAGUUCGAGGACGAAGUUUAAAUCUCCAAGCCGGUGUCGUAGAAAGUACGGAAAAUAUUUACAAAUAUCACAUGCAACUACAACCGAAUUCAAAUGCGAGUAAUGGUUCAGGAGCAAGAACGCCACCGCAGCCACUGGUUCAAACUCCAGUUGGUGCCGGAAGUCAAAGUCAUAGUCGAUCAUCGAGUCAUUCGAGUCUUCAAAGUGGCAAGAACAUUCCUUUAACAACAAAUGUCGCCUCGUUUCAGACUCACGUUAAGGAGGAAUCGAUUGAGGUCAAGACUUAGUGAUAUUUCUGUGAUUAUCGUGAUUAUUAACCGUUUUUCGAAAAGAAGAAAAACAAUCUCAACAUAUUUGUAAUUUAAUUACUGAUUUUCUCUAAAGUCAGUAUGUACGAUUUGUCAAUUUUUCUUUUCUUUUUUCUUUUUUUAAUUUAAAUUUGUAGAAUUAUAAAUAUUUCAAUUAAAA